AUGUACCUGCUGCUUGUGCUGCUGCUGGGAUCCGCAGCUCAGACCCAGGCCUUUCAUCGGAUCAUUGGAGGGGAAGAAUGCGUUCCCCACUCACAGCCAUGGCAAGUUGCGCUGUAUUAUUUUAGCGACUUUAUCUGCGGAGGAGUCUUAAUAAAUAAAUGGUGGGUGCUGACAGCUGCUCACUGCAAUCAGUCGAACCUUCAAGUUCUACUAGGAGCUCAUAACAGAACCAAACCUACAGGACACAAGCAAUACACUUACGCUGCAAAGAUAUGUCCUCAUGAGGAAUUUGAUUGGAGUACAUAUAAUAAUGACAUCAUGCUGCUCAAACUGGCAUCACAAGCCGACAUUAAUACCCGGGUGGCACCUAUCCCAUUAGCCAGUUACCUGGUGGCAGACAAUACCGAGUGCCUUGCUUCAGGAUGGGGGAGCACCACAAGCCCUCAAGAGACCUACCCAGACAACCUAAAGUGUGUAAAUAUUACUACCGUGAGUAACAGUGUCUGCCAGGCCUGCUACCCGAGUGAUAUUAUAACCGACAACAUGCUGUGCGCUGGCAAUAUGGCCGGAGGGGAAGACACUUGUGUGGGAGACUCGGGGGGGCCGCUGGUCUGCAAUGGAGAGCUCCAUGGAAUCACUUCUUGGGGGGAUUAUGUUUGUGGUUGCCCAAAUAAACCCGGGAUAUUUGCCAAAGUGUUCAAUUACCUCAACUGGAUCAGUGACAUCAUACAGAAUGAAUCCCCCUGCCGUGUAGUUGGAUAAUUCCUCUGCAUUAACCCCCUCCUUUACUAAUACAGAUAUCUCAAACAACAA
Molecule: messenger RNA, 813 nt
Organism: Xenopus tropicalis (tropical clawed frog)
Lineage: Eukaryota; Metazoa; Chordata; Amphibia; Anura; Pipidae
Product: trypsin
Exons: 5
Coding region: 1-762 (253 amino acids)
Biological process (GO): proteolysis
Molecular function (GO): hydrolase activity; serine-type endopeptidase activity; peptidase activity
Source: RefSeq, a predicted model, not a curated record